Molecule: messenger RNA, 1992 nt
Organism: Struthio camelus australis
Lineage: Eukaryota; Metazoa; Chordata; Aves; Struthioniformes; Struthionidae
Gene: PDCD4
Product: programmed cell death 4
Biological process (GO): negative regulation of DNA-templated transcription
Cellular component (GO): cytosol; nucleus
Source: RefSeq, a predicted model, not a curated record
GUUGGCGCGUGGGGCUGCGGAGCAGCCGCCGGGGCGAUGACGAGCUUGACGAGCUUCUGCUUAAAAGUGAUGGGGCAGAGAAAAACUGCAUAAGCGACGCGCAAGUUGCUCGGGGAUGUUUCACAUAGAAAGUGGACAACUGAUGGAACACUUCACUGGGAAGAAUAAAACUGUUCUUAUGUGGUAGUUUGCUCAGACUAGACCAGAUCCAUACAAGAAAGCUCUCUAACCACCAGUGACUCAAAACACUUGAACUCUGAAUGGCUGAGGUCUUGAAAGGAAAACGUUAAGACUUUGCGUUUUGCUGUCCAUUCAUUUAAGCAGCUAUGGAAAUAGAAAAUAAGCACGUUUAUGUUAACCCUGCAGAACUCGAUAAUCUAAGUGACGCUCAAUUUUCUGGUGAUGAAGAAAAUGGUGGGUCUGAGGAACGAAAGACUGAAAUCAAUGGAAAUUGGAUUCCUGCAACUUCAAUUACUGAGGCUAAAAUAAAUGCUAGAGCAAAGAGACGAUUGAGGAAAAAUUCUUCUCGAGAUUCUGGGAGAGGAGAUUCUGUUAGUGACAAUGGAGAGACGCUGAAGACUGGAGUUGUUGUGCCAACAAGCCCAAAGGGGAAACUCCUGGACAGACGAUCCCGAUCUGGAAAGGGAAGGGGUCUACCAAAGAAAGGUGGAGCAGGUGGUAAAGGAGUUUGGGGAACACCAGGUCAAGUGUAUGAUUUGGAAGAAGUAGAUAUUAAGGAUCCUAAUUAUGAUGAUGACCAGGAGAACUGUGUCUAUGAAACAGUAGUUUUGCCUCUGGAUGAAAGAGCAUUUGAGAAAACUUUAACACCAAUCAUACAGGAAUAUUUUGAACAUGGCGAUACUAAUGAAGUUUCGGAAAUGCUGAAGGAUUUAAACCUCGGUGAAAUGAAAUACAGUGUGCCAGUGUUGGCUGUUUCCUUGGCGUUAGAGGGGAAGGCUAGUCACAGGGAAAUGACAUCCAAGCUUCUCUCUGACCUUUGUGGGACAGUAGUAAGCAAAACUGAUGUGGAAAAAUCGUUUGAUAGGCUACUGAAAGAUCUACCUGAAUUGGUUUUGGAUUCUCCCAAGGCACCAGAGUUGGUGGGCCAGUUUAUUGCUAGAGCUGUUGGAGAUGGGAUUUUAAGCAAUACUUACAUAGAUGGCUACAAAGGCACUGUGGAUUGCACCCAAGCUCGAGCUGCACUCGACCGAGCUACUGUGUUGCUGAGUAUGACGAAGGGUGGAAAGCGUAUAGACAACGUAUGGGGAUCAGGAGGUGGCCAGCAGUCUGUGAAACAUCUUGUGAAAGAGAUUGAUAUGUUACUGAAAGAAUAUUUGCUUUCUGGAGAUGUAUUGGAAGCGGAACGUUGCCUUCAGGAGCUGGAAGUACCCCAUUUCCACCAUGAACUUGUAUAUGAAGCAGUGGUGAUGGUUUUGGAGUCAUCUGGAGAAAAGACUUUUAAAAUGAUGCUGGAUUUGUUGAAAUCUCUUUGGGGGUCUUCUGUCAUUACUGUGGACCAAAUGAAAAUGCUGUCAACACUGGACAAAUCCUGGGGCAAACUGGGUACCAGACUUAAGACUCGCGGCAAACUUUCCCCAAUCCUCCUGCUGGAGGGAAGUGAUGAAGUCAUCUCUGGUUGGCACAAAUAUUUCCCUUGCUGCAUAGUGGUGGAGAUUUGCGGCCUGUAUUUUUUUUUAUUUACUAGCAGAAAUAGUAAGUUUUCUUCCAUGUGAUAGCAACCAGGCUAAUACAUACAUUCUGUGCUGCCUGGAUUUAUAAUUUUUUUUUGGAGUCUUAGAAUUCUGUUCUGCUAAUGUUUUCAUGUCUGUAGGUGGUUCUGUAAUACCAUGAUACCGGCUGGUAUUAUUCCUUGUUUUUCUGCUAACUUGCAGCUCCUCCGGUUUAGGUUUGUUGAAACUGUUUAUAGUAUACGUGAAAUUACAUGACAAUUUAUUCUACAGAAAAUUGUAAUAAAAUCAUGGAAUAACCACA